AUGGCAGCGGCGGCGUCGUGGAGGCCAGAUGGCGGCGUCCUGGUCUUGUGGAGGCAGAUGGCAGCGGCGGCGUCAUGGAGGGAGAUGGCAGAGACUGAGAGCGGCUGGCGUCGAGGAGGGAGAUGGCGGCGGCGUCGGGCAGGCGGCAGGGAGAGUGAGGGUAGGCGGCGGCAGCAGGGAGAGUCGCGGCGGCAGCAGGGAGAGCGCGCGAUGGGGGUGGUCUCGCCGUCUCGCGAGUCGCAAUGCAAAGCAGCAGAGGAAUGGCAGAUCGAUUAUUCAAUUUAGGAGGAUUAGGGUUAGGGAACGUGGACACUGGACCUGCGUCGUUUUUGCUAAGGUUAGGAUGCGCUAGUUAGCCAGUUUAACCGGCGGGUAUUACUGUCGGUUAGCCGGUUAACUGGACUCUCCAACCCCGCUACCGAACACCGCCUGCGCCCUUAAUUUUCGGUUAGUCGGUUAACCGGUAAGCGCCUGUUAUCGUUUAAUCGGUCGGUUAACCGGCAACCGAUGACCGAACCUCCAGCCCUACUUUUCAUGUUGUUGAAUGUGGUUGAAUGUGCCAAUUCCAUUUCUUGGAAUCACGUUGACAGUGGGUUCUCAAGGGGGCAUCCUUAAUUUUCAUCAUGUUAUUAUGGAGACAGUAGCUUGGAUUAUCUUUUCAUGUUGGCGGUGGGUUAUUAAGAGAGUUGGGGACAAUAUCCUUCAUUUUGAUGUUGUUAAUUAUGGAGACAACAACUUUCUUUUCAUGUGGGCAGUUUAAUUGAAGUUUAAUUUUAGUAUUUUGUUCCAGUUGAUUUUGUAAUUGUUCCCAUAUUGAACGGGUAUAAACGGGUAGUUCGGAUACCCCUUAUCCGUCCCAUAUGGGUUAACGGGUACCCGUUUCCUGUCCGAGUAUGGGAUAUGGGAUGAACUUUGAUCUUCAAAUGGAAUUGGGUACCUGUUUCAAACGGGACGGUACCCAAUCCCGUCCGGUUUCCCACCCCUAGAUCUGUCCCUCCUCCAAAUCUGAAUCAAACGGUCCACAUCUUUUCCAAAAACAUCGGACGGCUCGUAAAUGAUCCUGCAUUAUAACCAUGGUCUAGGAUACCGGACCGGUCGGUUGAACCAAUAAAAUCAAAAAUCGGGCUAGAUUCGAAACGACAAGCUAAACAUGGGCAGAUUACCGUGCCGGCCGAUAUUUGCGGUGGAAUCGGCCUGCCGCGAAAUACCGGACGGUUCUGAUCAUGCCGUCGGUUCUGAUCUAAUCCUAAUUGAGAUAUCAUCUCUUCUGCUGCUACCGAAUCGACUCACCUAUCGGGGGUAGUAGCUCGCCACACUAGCCCCAGCAAAUAUACUCUUCGUUUUCUUCCCCCUGAUCUGUGUAGGUCGUCGCCAUAAGCCGUGUUUGUCGAUCUGCCUCUGCUAUGUUUUUCUCCCAGCCAGCGAUCCAUGUUCAUCGUUGGUCGUCUUCUCCUCACCUGCUCGUCGUCUUCCCCCGACCGUUCGUCUUUGUCGUCGUGGUCGUCGUCUUCAUUCCCGAUUCCACCGAGGUCGUCCAUAAGCAACCUCAAUAUAUUCUCUGCCAGCGACCUUCUGCUCUUCAAUCUCCGGAGACACCAUCACCCAACCAGGUUUGUUCCUUCUACCCGCUACGUGUAUCAUCAGUCAACAUGCCCGUCACUGGAACCUCGUUUGUCCCUUCCCCGCCAUCACACGCCUAUCCUUUCUCCCAUUCAAUUCUGAUCUCCAUUUCGCUUUUGCAGGUUUCUCAAUUGAUUAGUUGGUUUGCUGGGGCAAAAGAAAAUUGAUUAGUUUGA
Messenger RNA from Linum trigynum, 1796 nucleotides. The record is from the annotation of a GenBank genome assembly. Lineage: Eukaryota; Viridiplantae; Streptophyta; Magnoliopsida; Malpighiales; Linaceae.